AUGCACAUAAUCGAACCUCUUGGAGGACCUAGAAAGCCAGAUCAACAAAGAGACUGCCAAAGCGAAAACGCUCGGGACUAUAGUGGGAAAAACAAGAAGAAGACUGACAUCAGGGAACAAUGCGAGGUGGAAGACAUCUUAGCAUUAUCAACUUUAUUAGCUGUAGCCUUCGGCGCCAGCUUAGAAGUCAACAACCCGAAAAUAAUCCCAAUUAUUAGCCAAGAAAGUGAACUAUCUAUCGAUGGUAACUUCCGUUCAUCUUUCGAAUCAGCGAACGGAAUCAAAGUAUCUGAACAAGGAGUACAAAAGAAUGCCGGAACCAAAGAUGCUGCCUCUGAGGUAGUUGGAACUGUCGAAUGGAAAAGCCCGGAAGGUAUUCCAGUUUAUUUGAAGUUCAUCGCUAAUGAAUUCGGUUACCAACCUGAAGGAAAUCUCCUUCCUACUCCUCCAGUAGAUAACAAUACUCCUCCACCAAUCCCACCAGCAAUCCUUAGGUCUUUAGAAUGGAAUGCUGCUCAUCCUGAAGAAGAUGAGGACCGUAACAAGCGUCAAUAGAUAUGAUUAUAUAUAAAUAUA
This is a messenger RNA of Diorhabda carinulata, 576 nucleotides long. RefSeq names its product endocuticle structural glycoprotein SgAbd-2-like. Gene Ontology annotation, cellular component: chitin-based extracellular matrix. The transcript is spliced from 3 exons. Lineage: Eukaryota; Metazoa; Arthropoda; Insecta; Coleoptera; Chrysomelidae. Gene Ontology annotation, molecular function: structural constituent of chitin-based larval cuticle. The coding region runs from base 1 to 555 and encodes 184 amino acids. The record is from RefSeq and is a predicted model, not a curated record.